GAUCAGUUUAGCACAGAAUUCGCAAACGACUUGAAAGUACUAGCCCAUAUCAACCAUAUACCGUGUAUCCAAAGGGAAUCCAACGAAAACAAGAAUCGUCUGUCCAACACAGUGAUUGACCAAAGAUCACAGCUCUAAUGCUCGUCUGGAACGAUAAACAGGAUACAAAUUUUUCAUUCAUUUGAGCAGAGUGCUCCAUUUGCCAGAAAUCGGGACCGGAGACAUCGUCGUAAUCAAAAAUAUUAGCAAUAUUUGUUUGUGCUUUUUUUUUGUUUUUGUUUAUUUUGAUUCGAUUUGGUUUGGUUUGGUUUGGCUAUUCGAUUUUCUUUCGUUGAAUCGGGAAAAGGGCCGGCCUGGUGAUAAUGCCCAGCAGUUUUGCCAACGAGAGUCAGUUCCGAUACCAGAGCAGCCGCAAUCGUGCCAGCUGCACAAGCCGGAGUCCCAGCGAGCCGGAAUCCCCGGCGCCGGUGACGCCCAAUUGCGAUGUAGUCGAUCAGGCGCUGGCCGAGCUGCAGCUCCAAUCGCAGGACAUACGCAAGCAACAGGACCUGGUGGACACCACAGCCACGAGCAGCAGCAGCCGAAAGCGUUCCGGAUGGGAGAUAAAGGGCUCCAAGCUAUCCCUUAACACGCACAAUCGCAUUCGGAACAUUGUCGAGUCGCUAAAGAUCAAACCGAAUCCGGAGAAGCCCAUGAUACCGCUGUCCAUUGGUGAUCCCACAACCUUUGGCAAUCUAAAAGCCGCCGAUGAGACAAUGAAGGCGGUGCUGCAUUCCCUGGAGAGCGGCAAGUACAAUGGGUAUGCCAGCACCCAGGGUCACGAGAUAGCCCGCAAAGCGGUGGCCAAAUACAGUGCCCACCAGCGUCCCGACGGAGAGAUCGAUGCCAACGAGGUGGUGCUGUGCAGCGGCUGCUCCUCCGCCUUGGAGUACUGCAUCCUGGCGCUGGCGGAUCGUGGUCAGAAUGUUCUGGUGCCGCGACCGGGUUUCUGUUUGUACUAUACGCUGGCCCAGGGCUUGGAUAUCGAGGUGCGCUACUACGAUCUUCUGCCCGAUCAGCAGUGGCGCGCCGAUCUCGUUCAGCUAGAGAGCCUGAUCGAUGAGAACACCGCCGCCCUUUUGAUCAACAAUCCGAGCAAUCCCUGUGGCAGCGUCUUCGAUGAGAAGCAUCUGCGCGAGUUGAUAGCCAUCUGCGAACGCCACUAUCUGCCCAUCAUUGCCGAUGAGAUCUAUGAGCACUUUGUGUUCCCCGGCUCCAAGCACUUGGCCGUGAGCAGCCUGACCACGGAGGUUCCAGUUCUCUCCUGUGGCGGGUUGACCAAACGCUUCCUGGUUCCCGGUUGGCGAAUGGGUUGGAUCAUAGUGCACGAUCGCAAGAAUCGUUUGCGCGAUGCCAUUGUCGGUCUAAAGAACAUGUGUGGUCGCAUUCUGGGCUCCAAUACCAUCAUUCAGGGUGCCCUGCCCGAUAUCCUGACCAAGACACCGCAGUCUUAUUUUGACGGCGUGAUUGAUGUGCUCCACUCGAAUGCCAUGCUGGCCUACAAGAUGCUGAAACAGGUGCGUGGCCUCGAUCCCGUAAUGCCCAAUGGAGCCAUGUACAUGAUGAUAGGCGUGAGCAUCGAACGCUUCCCGGAAUUCAAGGACGACACCCACUUUGUCCAGGAGAUGGUGAAUGAGCAGAGUGUCUUCUGUCUGCCGGGCAGCUGCUUUGAGUACCCGGGAUACGUGCGGAUCGUACUUACUGUGCCCGGGGCAAUGAUCGAGGAGGCGUGCUCCAGGAUUGCCGAGUUCUGCGAUCGCCACUACAAAAAGGAGUCGCGCAAUUUCAUUGAGCACGGACUGCUCGACUGCGAUGAUGUGGCCUUUUGAGCUGGGAGCAAAACAUUUAUUAGAUAUUCUAGACUACAAUUUUUAUCAAGUGUACAUAAGUGUAUGUAUGUAUAUAUACUAUAUAUAUAUAUAUAUCAAUCAUUUUAACUAUCCAAUAUAAGGAGUAUUGUCUCAAAAAAUUGCUGGAAAAGUAAAGCGCGUCACACACAGAUAGAUAGAGUUUAGAAAGAGCGAGUAAACUGCGGCUAAGUAAAUGGUCAUUAUGGAGGACUUCUGAAUAUAAAUAUAUAUAAUAUAAAUUUAUAUAUAUAUAUAUAGGCCUAUAUUUGAGCUAUCUGGCGCUGUAGGCUGGCUGGGGUUCUGUGCAAAAAAUGUUAAACUUGGUGAAAGUAGUGCUCCUUUGGAACAGGAUAUGAUAUGAUGAUGCCUUCUUGCUAGUUACAAUUAUUUCUAUUAGUUUCAAAUAAAUUUUCUGGCAGCCUUUAUCUAACGUGUGAUUUCAAUUUAAAAAUGCUGAACAUUUUCGCAUAAAUUGGAUUUAGAUGUGUGUAAUGAAUGAUAUUUGUAUGUAUAUUCGUUGUAAGAAAUUUUAAAAUGUUGCUUAAUGGGCUGUGAAACGUAAUUAGAAUGCUGUUGAGUGUUGUGAAGUGUAAUUGAAUGGUCCCCACAUUUCAGCAUUC
Molecule: messenger RNA, 2509 nt
Organism: Drosophila melanogaster (fruit fly)
Lineage: Eukaryota; Metazoa; Arthropoda; Insecta; Diptera; Drosophilidae
Gene: Tat
Product: tyrosine aminotransferase
Exons: 4
Coding region: 363-1868 (501 amino acids)
Biological process (GO): amino acid metabolic process; aromatic amino acid metabolic process; L-phenylalanine catabolic process
Molecular function (GO): transaminase activity; catalytic activity; L-tyrosine:2-oxoglutarate transaminase activity
Source: RefSeq, marked reviewed